Molecule: messenger RNA, 1693 nt
Organism: Doryrhamphus excisus (bluestripe pipefish)
Lineage: Eukaryota; Metazoa; Chordata; Actinopteri; Syngnathiformes; Syngnathidae
Gene: ntsr1
Product: neurotensin receptor 1 (high affinity)
Biological process (GO): neuropeptide signaling pathway
Cellular component (GO): plasma membrane
Molecular function (GO): G protein-coupled neurotensin receptor activity
Source: RefSeq, a predicted model, not a curated record
UCCUCCUCAUACCGGACCGGUCCGUGUCCACCUGGCGUGCGUGGCCAAAGUCCUCCCCGGUCCCCCCUCGCGCGCGUCCAGCCGACAUGGACGCCAACCGGACGCACUUCGGGCGCGACGCGCACAGCCCGGGAGCUUUGGGGCAGAGACUCCGGGGGAACCUAUCUCUCUUCCCGAACGGCACCACCGCCCCCGAGGCGGAGGACCUGGACGUGAACACGGACUUGUGCUCCAAGGUGGCGGUGACCGUCAUCUACGCGCUGGUGUUCGCCGUGGGCUCGACGGGCAACGCCGUCACCCUGUGCACCCUGCUGCGCAAGAAGAGCCUGCAGAACCUGCAGAGCACCGUCCACUACCACCUGAGCAGCCUGGCCGCGUCCGACCUGCUCAUCCUGGUGCUGUCCAUGCCCAUCGAGCUGUACAACUUCAUCUGGGUCCACCACCCGUGGGUGUUCGGGGACGCCGUGUGCCGCGGCUACUACUUCCUGCGGGACAGCUGCUCGUACGCCACGGCCUUCAACAUCGCCUCCCUGAGCGCGGAGCGCUACAUGGCCAUCUGCCACCCCUUCAAGGCCAAGAGCAUCAUGUCCCGCAGCCGCACCAAGAAGCUCAUCGGCGGCGUGUGGCUCGCCUCCUUCGCCCUGGCGGCGCCGAUGCUCUUCAUCAUGGGGCAGGAGGCGCGCCGCGGCGAGAACAUUUGCACCGCCACCGUGGCCCCCGUCACCGUGAAGGCCGUGCUCCAGAUCAACGCCUUGCUGUCCUUCAUCUUACCCAUGGUGGCCAUCUCCACCCUGAAUAGGGUCAUAGCCAAUCAGCUGUUGAGAAUGUUCAGAGAGGCGGAGCAAGACAACCGCAUCUGCAUCGUCGGCCGAAACCCCACCAUGCUCCACGUCUCCACGGAACCCAGCCGCGCUCAGUCGCUUCGCCACGGAGUUCUGGUUCUACGCGCGGUGGUCAUCGCCUUUGUGGUUUGUUGGCUGCCCUACCACGCCCGCCGCCUCAUGUUCUGCUUUGUGAGCGACUGGUCCGACGACCUGUACGACUUCUACCACUACUUCUACAUGAUCACCAACGUUCUCUUCUACGUCAGCUCGGCCAUCAACCCCGUGCUCUACAACUUGGUGUCUGCACCCUUCCGCCAGGUCUUCUUCUCCACGCUGCGCUCUCCGUGCCUGCCGUGCGGGCGCCGCUCGCCCGCCAUACGUCCCCGGCCUCUCACCCAACACUCUGUCAGCAUCUCCAGCAACCACACCCUCUCCACCAACAUCGUCAAGGAGACGGCCUACUAGAAAGUACCUUUCACGUAGUACUUUCUCCUCCACCAAACAGACGGUGCGGUUUCUGGAUUGUCAGAUCUGGCAGACGUUACAAUUGCAGGUGUUUUAUUUUGAAGGUCUGACUGGUCUGACCAGUGAUGGAAAACAACGUUUAGUGUGUGUACUGUGUGUGUAGUGUGUGUCCACGUAAAGAUUACACACCAUCAUUUCCAGCAUUGUGGAGGGUCCCUUUGUUAUAUCCAAUAUAUCCAAUAUAUCCAAUAAAUCCAAUAUAUCCAAUAUAUCCAAUAAAUCCAAUAAAUCCAAUAUAUCCAAUAUAUCCAAUAUAUCCAAUAAAUCCAAUAAAUCCAAUAAAUCCAAUAUAUCCAAUAUAUCAAAUAUAUCAAAUAUAUCCAAUAAAUCCAAUAAAUCCAAUA